CAGGAACAGCCGGAAAUCAAACAUUUUAACCUUUAAAAUCUCAGCGUGGCAUUUGUCACAUUGCAUAAAGAAGAGGCAGACGGGGACCGGGCUGCUGGAUGAUGGCGCUGACGGGGCUGCUGCUGCUGGAGUUGGGUCUGUACGCCAGCUGUUUCGUCUGCGGGAUCGUUACCGCCGCGUCCAUCACCAUUGUCCAGGGUAAUUUUGGAGGUCUGUGUAUGCUGUAUGGACUUGUCAGCUACAAUGCAACAGCAGGCGCCAUCGGAGUGCAGUCAUCCAGCUCAUCGUCUCUGUGUUACUUUGUGUCGGCCAUAUCAGUCAUGGUGGCAGUGGUGUGUUUCUCACUGUCACUGUACUGGAUGUACACGUUCUGCAUCGACGGGGAAAUCAGAAGGGAGCGCGUGUGGAUGAACAUGAUCGUGGCUGUGUGCGGAGUCUUCCUGUUCUUCCUGCUCAUCACGGGGUGCAUGCUGAAGAUCGGACGCGACUCGCUCUGCACCUCGGUUAUACAAACCGUUCCCAACAUCACCAGAUGUGAAGACGCCCAGACUAGAAAGUGGGUCAGUCCACUUAAAGGAGGAAGGUUCUACAACAGUCUACACAAAGCAGAGACGGCCGUGUGGGUCAACUUCUUUUUCUGGCUCAUCAUCGGGGUUCUGGUGGUCAUUCAGAGGCGUCAGAGUACAGGGUCGAAGCUGAUCGCGGGAGUGCUCGGAGACUACGGCGGGCCGGCCGGAGGGCUUUUCGGCGAUCCGGGAGUGACGGCUGCAGAGACGGAGCCAUUUUUCAACCGUCCUCCAAGACCACAGGUGUUACGGCAAAUAGAUACAAUAGAAGCAUUUCCCCUCGACGAGGAUGGGAUUCGAACCCACGCGUGCAGAGCACAAUGGAUUAGCAGUCCAUCGCCUUAACCACUCGGCCACCUCGUCAGGCACAAAGACACCAAUAAAAAGCAAAAACUGUGCAGAAGCUGUGUUAGCCUGACAGUUUGACCUCAUAUUCAUAAGAUUUUACCUGUUGACAUGUUGAUUUACCCGUUUCCCACAUCUCACUAACCAAAGCCAUUCCAAAUGUCUGACUACUGAAUCACACGGAAGUGUGUAUUUGUUCGUUCCCACUGUUUCUGUUUCUGAGUAUGUUUACAUAACCAACAUAUUAACAUAUUAAUUGGAGGCAUUCGUUUUACAUGUCAUCAUUGUGCUCAGAUUUUGUAUGUUUGAUGUGACUGGCAGAUGACGAUGUUUCCUAUGUGUAAAACACAACUAUUUUACAAAUUAUUAACGUCAUUCUUGUAAAAUGUCAAAACUAAACGGCUUAAAGUUAAAAAAAACAAAAAAAAACCCUCCUGAAAGGUGGUAUUGUGAGUUCUACUCCAGUUUUCUUUCUGUACGUUGUCUUUAUUCUUUAUUUAUGAUGCAUUUGACAUUGAGGCCAAAGUUCACUCAUCUUUAAAAUGUGAUUUAAUGUUGAGUAGUUGAGUCUCAACAUGUGAACAACACUCCUGCUUGAGGAAACAUCUGCUACAGAUUGAAACAACAAGAAAAACAUUAUGUUACAUUAUAUUACAAAUCAUUGAAAUGGAUGUUUAAUUUUAGGCAUGAUAUACAGUAUGUGAUCCCACCCUAACAUCUAAUAUCCAGUCCAGGUUCACUCAGACCUGCUGACUAAAUGUUGAAACAUCUGAUCUGUAGUGCUGGUUGAGCAUUAUGAGUGUAUGAACUUCAAAUGGGUACAUGUCAACAUCUCAACCACAUGACUGUUUGUUGUGUUGCUACUGAGCACAUGGUGUGCUGCCUUUUGAAAACAAUAAACCAAAGAGUUUGAACAAAAUGACCCAAACUUGUUCAUUGCUCAUGUCCCUCACAGGUAAUGGAGACAUGCUAGUAGAUAUGUUGACCUGUGUCUCCCUCUGCUGGUUGAAGUGAAGACUCUCACUUGUAUGAGAGAUACAGUUGUACUGUACUGCAAGUGCCUGUUUUAUGUGUUAAAUGUAGUGUUUUCUCAUGUCAGUUCACUGUCGUUUGACUUACAUUUACAAAGGUGAAACCUGUAUUUUGUGUGACACUUCAUAAUCUUAUUAUUGUGGCUGUGAAGUUAUGUAAUGACUGAUUGAGCCAGUGACCUCUACAGACUUUAAGGACACUGGUCCUGAGGGGUUAUUUUUUUGAAGCCCAAUGUCACGUACAACUAAAACUCCUGGCGGUCUUUAUUCUGCAUCAUAUGAACACAAAUAAAGUGCCACCAAGUAAUAAACAGCAGUAAUUUAAGCCAAAACAGCACAUUGUGUCCAAAACAUGUAUGUAGUAUACAUACCUCUUCCCUUCCAUCAGAGGAGUGUUUCUGUUAUAGACUCACAAAACUAAUAGGAUCAAAUUUAAUUCAUUUUGUUUAAAACAGUUAAACCCAACAGACCACUGACUGGCUUUGAUUUUCACUAUUGAGUCAGACGAAUCAGUUUCAUCACACCUGUUAAGAUAUUGGCCUAUUUCAUCCAGUUAAAUCAUCCCAAACAUUAAUCCAGACCUCAUCAUUACAUUAUCAUUAUUAUUCAAAAUGCACAUUAUUAAACAUACAUUUUAAAGUCUAUCCUGUAUUAAAACACGACAAUGUGAAUUCCUUACUCGGCCACCAGUAAAAUAUCAGCAUUUGUUAAUGUGUAUUUGAAGGGGAAUGAAGCAUGACUGAAUUAAAUACUAGCAGUUCCCUGACAGAUCAAAAUAGAAGGAAUGAGCUUAAUGCUGCCAUUACAACACGACUACUCUCUUUCCUGAACUGUCUAAUCUCUGUGGAUUAAGUGACCUGGCUUGCGCCCUGAGGUAAAAGAUAAUGUUCACUGGCGAGAGAAAGGAAGGAGUGACGGGACUAGGAAGAAGGAGACGGAUGGGGACGGAGAGAAAUAAAGCAUUUUAGAGAAAAAACUGUAAGUCAGCUUGCAAGAGCCAGUUUAACUACAUCUAUACCUGAAGUAGAAUUGUUACCUGCAGCUACUGUGUGCUUUUUUUACAGGAACUCUGUAAAGGACAACAAAGAGGAAAGAGCACUCUGGAGAAGACUGAAGACUGUUUAAAACUUGCGUCUCAGAAGACGACCAAAAAGCUUGUGAUAGAUUUGACUCUGGAAUCUAUGGUAAGACUUUCUCACAUCUUGCUUGGCUGGUCAUUACUGGGCUACUGAUUAUAAAAAAAACAACCUGUGUCUGAGAGACAAAAAAAGAAACAGAGUAGAGCUUGAAAAACUGCAUCAGAUAUAGAGAUACAGGCGGUAGGAUGGGGAUAAAAGUGAAACACAGAGAAGAGCAGUGGACACUGUAGACUGAGCUAAGCCAUGAUAAGCCUCUUUAAGCUACUUCACUCCCCACAGACCAAAUGUUCUGUUUUAAACCUGUUGAUCUGUGCUGGACGUCUGCUACCAAUUCACUUUAUCUGUAUUUCUGGCAGGAGAGCUCUAGUUUACUGCCAAAUCAGGCAGCAAUAAAACCAUAAAAGAGAGAACACAGUCCUUAAAUCUCAAAUUGAAAUCAUAGAAAGCCCUUCAACUGGACAAACAUAUGUUAGGUAGCUUUAUUUUCAAGCAUCUGUCUGCUUAAAUGUCCUCGAGCCAAAUCGUUGUGUCUCAUCCGGCUCCAUCCACCCCUUCUGUCUCUGUUCAGAACAUGUCUCAAGACCAGUUUGAGUCAGUCGCGGUGAGCGUGGAGUCCCUCCUGAGCGACGCCAAGAGGAUGCAGAUGCAGUGCCGCGAACGCAGCGAGCAGCUCUCCCUGGCCGCCACGCAGCUGAGGGUGGAGUCGGCCGCCCUUAGGGAGCAGUGCGAGGCCACCCAGCUCGACAUGGCCCGGAUCCGCCGGCAGCUGGAGGAGCUGUUGGACACCAAAGCCGCCUUCGAAGCCCGGGAGAGGCAGGCGCGUAAACUCAGCAAGCAGC
Molecule: messenger RNA, 3920 nt
Organism: Thunnus maccoyii (southern bluefin tuna)
Lineage: Eukaryota; Metazoa; Chordata; Actinopteri; Scombriformes; Scombridae
Gene: tmem179ba
Product: transmembrane protein 179Ba
Exons: 7
Coding region: 99-911 (270 amino acids)
Source: RefSeq, a predicted model, not a curated record